Molecule: messenger RNA, 3943 nt
Organism: Diceros bicornis minor
Lineage: Eukaryota; Metazoa; Chordata; Mammalia; Perissodactyla; Rhinocerotidae
Gene: TTYH2
Product: tweety family member 2
Exons: 11
Coding region: 1168-2040 (290 amino acids)
Cellular component (GO): plasma membrane
Molecular function (GO): volume-sensitive chloride channel activity; intracellularly calcium-gated chloride channel activity
Source: RefSeq, a predicted model, not a curated record
CCUGUGACCCAAAACAGUGGCAUCCGAUUAGUCCUGUGACAUGAGGGCCAUUCGUUGCCUGAGCCUUUGAAAUCCUUUUGUCAUGGGGGGUCAAAGGCGGUAAAAAUUUUAAAUUUGUGGCUAGUGGCCACACAGUGGACAGAGCAGGUCUAAAUUGUCUCUGCAGCCUCCUGCAGGCAUCUCUUUAAACCUCGGUUCCCACUGCUUCUAGAACUCUCACACAGUGUCAGACCAGAGAAGGCCUGACAGUUAUAUCCACAGAUCUGAUUGAUGUCUGUCAGUGGAUGUCCAUUUUGACCCUGCCAUUCUCACCACGUGGACUUAACAUAGGACUGUGUACACUUAAGGGGCUAAUGUGGACAUUUUGAUGAUGAUGAUGAAAUAUCAGAAUUUAUGUAUCAAAAAGACCUAUUUUUAAGGUGAUUUCAUUAAAAUGGGGGAAAGGUGGUGACAACAGCAGCAGCUAUUUUUGUUCAGGUCGAGGCAGAAAAGGUCUAGUCCAAGGUUAGCACCUGUGGCUCCUGAGAGUCAUGAUGUUCUGCCCCUUGCCCUCAUCUUCUGCUGUUGUCUGCCCCUUCUUACCUGAGCUGCCCUACGACAAGCCUUUGUCAUCGAGCAAACCAGCCUUGGAGGCUGGGUAUCCUCUGGACAGCCUCCCCAUCUUUGCUUUCUGGAUAGCUCUAGAGCAUAGCCACCCAGCUAAGCAAAUACUUUUCAGCACUUUUAUACAAGGCCAGGCUAAGUACUGGAGGCAAUAAAAAGCCAGCAGACUGCCCUCUUCAAGAGGCUUAUAAGGGGUGUAACUGAGUGCAUCAAUGAGGCGGAUAUGGAAGGAGCUGUGGGAGGAAGGCCAGAGAGGCUCCGGGGAGAGCCAAGUUCUUGGUUAGAAAUCCAUCCCCAGGUCAUGGCCGGGCUCCUCUGGGAAAAUGCAUCUGCGUUGCAGAGCUGUUUCCAGGAACUCUUACAGCAUGAGGCGUGGAUACAGAGAAGCCCGUUGGAACACAAUCUGGAGAGUGACGAGAAGCAAUCGUAACUUGAUUUCCUGCCGACAUGUAGAGGAGGGGAGAGAGGUGGCUCUCAUACCUCCUGCUCUUCAUCCUGCACCUGGUCAUCUGCUUCAUCACCUGCCUGGGACUGGCCAAGCGCUCCAGGUGUCUUCUGGCCUUGAUGCUGUGCUGUGGGGCCCUGGCCCUGCUCCUCAGCUGGACAUCCCUGGCCGCUGACACCGCAGCGGCGGUGGCCACCAGUGACUUCUGCACAGCUCCCGACACCUUCAUCCUGAAUGUCACGGAGGGCCAGAUCCACACAGAGGUGACCCGUUACUACCUGUAUUGCAGUCAGAGCCUAAGCAGCCCCUUCCAGCAGGCACUGACCAUCUUCCAGCGCUCACUGACCACCAUGCAGAUCCAGGUCGUGGGACUGCUGCAGUUUGCUGUGCCCCUCUUUCCCACAGCAGAGAAAGAUCUGCUCGGAAUCCAGCUCCUGCUGAACUCAUCAGAGUCCAGCCUUCACCAGCUGACAGCCAUGUUGGAUUGCCGAGGGCUGCACAAGGACUACCUGGACGCCCUCGCUGGCAUCUGCUAUGACGGCAUCGAGGGCUUGCUCUACCUCGGCCUCUUCUCCAUUCUGGCCGCUCUGGCCUUCUCCACCUUGAUCUGCGCGGGGCCGCGGGCCUGGAAGCACUUUACCACCAGGGACAGAGACUAUGAUGACAUUGACGAUGACGACCCCUUCAACCCCCAGGCCCGGCGCAUUGCCGCCCACAACCCUCCUCGGGGGCAGCUUCGCAGCUUCUGCAGCUACAGCAGCGGCCUGGGCAGCCAGACUAGCCUGCAGCCCCCAGCCCAGACCAUCUCCAAUGCCCCCGUCUCGGAGUACAUGAACCAGGCAGUGCUCUUUGGUGGGAACCCACGCUACGAGAACGUGCCACUCAUCGGAAGAGGCUCCCCUCCUCCCACGUACUCUCCCAGCAUGAGGGCCACCUACCUGUCUGUGGCGGAUGAACACCUGAGACACUAUGGGAACGACUUUCCAGCCUAACACUUUCAGGGGUUCCUGCCUCCUUGAUCGUUUUGGUUUUUAAUUAAUGCAAAUGCAAGCUGCGUUUCUUUAAUAGAAACCAAAGGCGUCUGGACACUACAUGCAGGGCUGCGGGAUUGGAAGGCGCCUGCAGCCGCAGAGGAACAGCUGAGAUUCAGGGAGAUUCAGCAUGGAGUUGGCUGAGGUUCCUGACCAAAGCCCCGGGCAGGCAGAAGACCCAUGACCUGGACCAGACUCUCCCUCUUCUGGCCUCCUCUCCACACCAGAAAUGCCCCUCAGGUGUUUGGCCGUCCCUAAGCUGGGACCCUGGUUCAGCUCACCCCUACAUCCCACCCUCGCCAGGUGGGGAGUGGCAAUGAGGAGGGGCCGAGUCAGGUUCAAGGGUCCCAUUGCCAAGACUGUGCCUCCUACUAGCAUGGCCAGAAGCCCAGGUGACCACUCUCUGAGUCACCUCUCUCCCCCUGGCUGCAGGGAUAGGCAGCAUGUCCCUGCAGGUAUAGGUGGGAGGACUUAUCAGCAGAUGCUUUUAAGGGAAGUGAUGUCCCCGAUGAGACCAGACACUGUCCAGAUUAGUCUCCUGGGGCCAGAUAGACUCUUCCUGGGCCACAGAGGGAAGGCAUUGGAGAGCUCUGCAUUGGGGCUGGUGGCUCCAGGGCCAGGGAACCACAGCCUCGCCUGGUGGGCUUCUGCAGUGAGAGCUGGUGGGAACGUGGGUGAAAGCCUGCCACGUUCUGCCUGUCUUUCUGCAGCCCUCCUUCACCUCCCCUCCAUUCCAGAAUCAAUGCUGGGAGCUUGUUUGCUGCAGAUAGGGACGGUCUCAGGUAUUAACAGACACUUUGAAAGCGAGUUUAACUCUUUUUUCCCAAUGUUUUAAAUAUUUUGAUUAUCCAAAGAAUCGAAACAUAACACAUCCAGUUUUUACGAUAGAUUUGGGGCUCAUUCCUUACACCUGGUUUGUGUACCAUGACUUGGCAGAUUUUGCUGGCCUUAACCAGCCAGUUCUUUAGCGAUCUGGAGGUGGGGGUGUGGGGAUUUUUAAACAAAAUAAAGAUCAGUGAGAUUUCCUGUCCCAAGCUGCUGUUUGAUGGGGAUGUGAGUUCAUCCCACUCGGAGGGAGGCCCUUUAAGAGAGGAAAGAAGCUAAGAGCGACAGCUGAGCAGUGCCCCCUGUUCCAGGGGAAGGGCCGAAUGCCCAGGUCAACUUUCCCUUCCUUUUUGUCUUCAAGCAAGUUUGUCAUAAAAGGUUUUAACACAAUGGGAUGAUUGUGUCUUGACCUGAAGAUAGGCGUCUUCUCUACAUCCCCCACACCCUGUCCUGACCCUGUUGUCGUGGGCCCCUGCACCCCACCUGCUAGGUGAGAAGGCUUGUUGGCCAGGAGGGAAUAAUGACCCAUCUUGCCCACGAGGGCCCAGGGUUAGGGUCUUUGGUGCUUCCAACCUCCUGCCAGCUCAGAGUGCGCCACACUGAGGCCCCCACAGCCUCACACACCAGAGCAGGGAUGUGGGGUGGUGUGGCUUGGGACGAGGGCUCUGUUUCCAUUCUGAAAGAGCCACCUUCUCAUCAGAACACUGACAGCAGAGUGGUUCUCAGCCCCCAGCCAAGCCUCUGCGAUAGAACGGGGCUACAGGGCAGCCAGGACUCUGUCUCACCUGCAUUAACCUGUACAUAUCGUGUACCAUAAACACACCUUCGAUGGCCACAUCGCGUGCAGAUAGCUACUCUGUGACGUCAAGGUGUUGCUUCUUAACGUUCUUUGUUGGCAACUAGAGAGUUGUUUUUAAUUGCAUGUAAACUAAACCAGGAUCCCUUGGGUGGUUCCUGAAGGAGCCGGGUGGGCACAUCUCUGCUUGAUCCAUGUGCACCCUCACCUGGGGGAGAAAUAAACCACUUGUACUAAAAUGUG